CCUGUUUGCGGCUGCGUCUCGGCGGCAAGAUGGCGUAUUUGUGAGAAGGGCUAGCACGUGGAAAAGCGUGAACGAGAGGGAAAAAAGGUAAUUGUUGUAAAAGAGAGAAAUACUGCGACAUAAAUCUUAGAAUGACAGAUGUCAAAAUAAAGGCAACGAAGAAAAUGAAAGAAAAGACAGAUUCGCAAGUCUCGCGAAAGCGGAAACGAGUUAGUUCGCUGGUGGAGAAUGAGGAGGAAUCUUCCAAGGAUUUUGAUCUCAAGGAGUUGUCGAAGAAACAUAUCUCGCAGUGCAUCACUGCGAUUUUUCACUUGACUCAGGAACAGUUAAAAAAUAAGAAUGAUCUUCUAGCUACAGAAACACAGCCAAUAUUUAUACAAGUGACCUGCGUCAAGAUCCCAAAAAUGCCUCGCAGGCAAAUGAGAAUUUUAUUGCCAUAUUCGAUAGUGGCAUCAAGCGAUGAAGUUGCUCUGUUUGUUUGUGAUUUGCAAAGAGGAAGAAGAAGAGAUUACGAACCGACAGUAGAGCACUACAGAAACCUGUUGGAUGAGCAUGGAUGUACUCGUGUGAAUGACAUAAUACCUAUAAAUCGGGUGAAAAACGAAUUUGAUCAAUUUGAAUUGAAGAAAAAGCUCAUAGGCAGUUACGAUCAUUUCCUCGUCGACGGUCGCAUCGCCGGUCAUAUGUCGCACUUGUUGGGAAAGCAUUUCACGAAGAGACGAAAAUUGCCGACAUCUAUCAGGAUGGAAAGCAAAGAUUUGAAGCAUGAAAUCGAUUACGCAUUAAGAAAAACCAGCAUGCAGCUUCAUUCCAAUGGCGACACACAUUUGGUACAGAUAGGGAAUACGUCUAUGAGUAAAAAGGAAAUUUUGAAAAAUAUACUGGCCACUUGCAAAAAUCUGUCUAAGAAUUAUCCUGGCGGUUGGGCGAACAUACGAGCUCUUCGAUUGAAAAGCACAAGCACUCUGGCACUGCCUUUCUUUAUGACAUUAAAGAGUAAAAAUACAAUCAAUCUAAGAGAGAUUAAGGUAUCAGCAAAAAGACCAAAAGCUUAUCACGAUGUGGAAGGAGAUCUAUCAACGAGUCAGCGCCCUACUAAAGUUACUGUUAAGCCUGAUGGAGAAGUUAUCAUCAACAAAAAGAAAAAACUGCAAAACAAGAGCGCAAAGAAAGACAAAGAAAUUAAGAAUUAAGACAAUAUGUAGAAAUUAUUGUUAUAUUUUAAUAACUUAAAAUCUAGUAAAAAACAAUUACAAAAA
Messenger RNA from Nylanderia fulva, 1259 nucleotides. RefSeq names its product ribosomal L1 domain-containing protein CG13096. The record is from RefSeq and is a predicted model, not a curated record. NCBI's taxonomy places the organism in Eukaryota, Metazoa, Arthropoda, Insecta, Hymenoptera, Formicidae.